This is a messenger RNA of Rangifer tarandus platyrhynchus (Svalbard reindeer), 1416 nucleotides long. The record is from the annotation of a GenBank genome assembly. Lineage: Eukaryota; Metazoa; Chordata; Mammalia; Artiodactyla; Cervidae.
AUGUCUUUGGAGAAAGGGGCUCUGUUUGGAUAUCCGCUCGGGGACAGGAGGGAGUGGCGGGGUAAGCCACAAAGAGCGGCAAGGGGGCGCGACAAGGCCCGCUGCCAGGGCGCCCGAGGCCAGGCCAGGACCUUCGGGCUGUCGCAACUGGAACCGGGAAGCAGAGGGGCGCAGACGAUGCGAGAAAAGUUAUGGAUGCCCUGGAACGGGCUGAUCGUCAUUGGCAGGAAAAUGGAGCUCCUGGGUAGAAAGACGCGAAGACCUAAAACGUGGGACCCGAAGCUUGAGUCUGAGAACUGGAGACUGGAAGAUGUAGAAAAGACAGUCUUAAGAGGAAAGUCAGGCCGGAGUCCGGAAAGGAUGGAUGUGAAACGAGUGCGCAGUGUAUCAAGUGCAUUACAGAUUUCGGCAGGUUUGCGGAAAGACAGCUCAAAGGAGGUGUGGGGAAAGCAAGAAUUCAGACACACAGUAGAGGCUGAAUCUGAGAGUGCAGGGGCUGCAGUGGGAUCUCGGAAGGGGCCUGCGUUUAAAGAGAAGUUGAAGUUUACUGACGUGGAAACCAGUGGAGAGGACUUGAGAUCCAGAGGAUACGAAGUAAAGCAGAAUGAGGAGGAGCUGAGGUCAAGUGGAGAGAAACUGAGUUCCAGUGGAGAGAAGCUGAGAUCGAGUGGAGAGGAGCUGAGAUCGAGUGGAGAGGAGCUGAGAUCGAGUGGAGAGAAACUGAAUUUGAGUGGAGAGAAGCUGGAGUCCAGGGAAGAGAGGCGGGGAUCCAGGGGAGAGAGGCGGGGAUCUAGGGGAGAGAGGCGGGGAUCCAGGGGAGAGAGACGGGGAUCCAGGGGAGAGAGGCGGGGAUCCAGGGGAGAGAAGCUGGGAACAAGUGGAGAGAAGCUAGUACCCAGGAGAGAGAGGCGGGGGUCCAGGGCAGAGAGGCGGGGAUCCGGGGCAGAGAGGCGGGGAUCCAGGGGAGGGGAUCUGGGGACAAGUGGAGAGGAGUUGAGAUCCACUGGAGAUAAACAGCGUUCAAGUACAGAGAAGCAGCGAUCCAGUAGGGAGAAGCUGGGGACUAGUGGAGACAAGUUGGCGCAUUCAAGAAUGGGGAGCAUAAAUGAAGAGCAAAUUGAGAAAGUGGUGGAAGUGAUUGGGGAUGAAAGAUUGAUAGAAAUCACCAAUGCUGAGAUGGAAAUUCCUUUUGAAAGUGUAGAGGCGAAUGAUGAAGAAGAGAAUGAGGAAGGGGUGGGGGAGGAGGAGGAUAUCUUGGAAGAAGAGAAUAAUAAUAGUGAUGAAUCUGUUUCUAUGGAAGAGAAAGCAAUUAUAGAGGAGGAAGAAGAUGAAGUGAGUGAGGAGAUGGAGAAUAUAAGAAGGAAAGAGGAGCAAAUAGGGGAUGUUUUGCAAGUCAAAGAGGAGAAAUUAGAGUGA